AUGCGUUCGAAUACACUGUUGGUGGCCGCUUUGGCCGCGGCAGCAUCCGUCGCCGCCGUAGAACCUGCGAGACCGAGGAUCUAUUUUCCGCGACAGGUGAAGCGGCAAUACACUAAUGCCACAGGGACGUCGGAUACGCCACUUGCGCAAUUGACGUCCUUGGUCGAGCCACUGGCGGAGACGACCAAAAGAGAGCCAAUUCUGAGUGGCGUGUUGGGCGGCUUGGGUCCCCAUAGAAGUCCAAACAAAGGCAGCAGCGAGGCCAAAGUUACAACCAUCAUCAUCGCAAGCACGAUCGUUGUCCCUCCGUCUACCCCGAGUACCACAUCCACUUCUUCGCCAGAGACGAUCACUCCGACACCGACUCCGUCGAGCAGUAAUGCCAAUGAGACUGUUAGCGAGGGAGAGUCGAAGGAGACUUUCCCCCCGCUCAUCGUACUGCCGAGCAUCGGCAUCGGCCGCCAGAGCACCACUACCGAGAGCACGACAGAUGCUAGCACCACCACCGACGCUAGCACAGCGAGCACCGAAACCGCGCCGUCGGAAUCCGUGAGCUCGGCAGGACCGUCGAACUCGACAGAGUCGGCUUCAGCAUCCUCGACAGAGUCAGUUUCAGCAUCCUCGACGGAGUCAGUUUCAGCAUCCUCGACAGAAUCGUCAGAUUCCUCAUCCUCGACCGUGACGUCUUCGACUUCCUCGACCGCUUCGACUGUCACCUCGACUAGCUCGACGAGCUCGUCGGGUAUCCUGCUUGCUCCGACAGGCGUGGUGACAGCCACUUCGACCCUCAACCCUCUCGCACCCAUCGGCUCCCUGAUUAGCAGCGUCGUGUCUGAAGUUACGGGGGCGAUUCUCCCGACGGCGAAUCUCACCGACAUCAUCGAUCCGACCCCUACGGCUCCCACUGCGACCGAUUCGACCAUCACUGUUCCAGUGACCAUCCUGCCUGGAACCGGGAGCUCCACUCCGACUACGCCUCCAGACUCGUCAACGGUACCGACCGACGUUUCCACGUCGGUUGAUCUACCGCCAGUUACGAAUGCGACUGAGACCGCACCGCCAACCAAGGAACCAACCGUCACAGUCACCACGGACCUGCCGCCGUCAAAUCCGACCGAAGUGCCUCAAAACUCUACCGUCACAGAUGUUCCUCCUACCGAUUCCAAUCCGGAAACGACUCUGCCCCCAACAGCGCUCCCCACAACACCGACCAGCAUUGUGACUAUUUCUCCCAACACCACCAGCGUCAACACAACGGCCCCGGAAACUACCUCGCUGCCUCCGGAUACAGCCAGUGGCGUUACCAGCAUUAGUGCAACUGGAACCACCGUUGUCGAGCAGCCAUGGCUCCCGACAACGAUCAUCAUGGAUCCUACGCCAACGACGACGACGGCCGGGUUGGCCCCUACCAGCGCUGUAAACCUCCCAACUGCCCUCCCGAAGGCGAUCACUCCAGAGUCGGCCGACAAUCCUCCGCCUGAGGAUACAACGCUGAUCCAGAUCGGAUUCGGCUUUGGAAUGAACUACCCAUUCGUCGUGAGCAAUGCGAAGGCUGCAGCCCAGAUCUUCCAGCUACUUCCCACGGCACUCAGCUACGCCGGAGGGUUCCCAGUGGAGAAGGUGCAGAUGCGGAAACUCAUCCCACUCAACACCCAGCAAUCGCUUGGAUACGUGACUACGCUCGCCAUUGUCACGUACCCUAGCAGCAUGGUCGAAGCUCUUCGGAUGGAUGUCAAGAUCCCCAGUUCGCCACUCUACAGCAACAGAGAGCAGCUGGUCUACAACCUGACCCAGCAGAUCAACUCGGCGAUCGACAUCAUUCUUGGUUCUUAUCCCGAAGACGGAGCCGCUUCCAGUGCAGAUGGGGGAGCAGCGGCUACUUCCACCUCGACAGCAAACAACGAUCCUUUCGACAACGGCGACGGUGAUUCAUCCAAUUCUAGUUCUGGCCAGAGGGGAGCGACAGCAGGGAUUGCCAUGGGCGUCGUUGGCGUCGCUGCCGCGUAUGGUGCUGCCAUGUUCAUCAUUGCCCGGCGAUACAAGAGGAAGAAGCAGGCCCACCGGCGGGCGAGCUCCAUCAGCGAUUCGUCAGGGAUGCGCACUGCUGGUAGCCCGCCACUCAUGGGUGGUGCGUUACUGAGCAGGGACUUCUCCUCGUACGGAGGCGUCGCCGGUGGCCGGGAUAGCCAUGGUAGCGGCAGGAGCGGGAUGAACAACUCGGCACGGACCGCCUACAUCUCGGCACCAGUAGCGGCGGAGAACUCCCUCGGCUGGAACUGA
Phialemonium atrogriseum is the source of this 2280-nucleotide messenger RNA. RefSeq lists its product as uncharacterized. The transcript has a single exon. The record is from RefSeq and is a predicted model, not a curated record. Gene Ontology annotation, biological process: osmosensory signaling pathway via Sho1 osmosensor; signal transduction involved in filamentous growth; fungal-type cell wall organization. Gene Ontology annotation, cellular component: cell surface; plasma membrane; extracellular region. Bases 1 to 2280 code for a protein of 759 amino acids. Gene Ontology annotation, molecular function: osmosensor activity. Lineage: Eukaryota; Fungi; Ascomycota; Sordariomycetes; Cephalothecales; Cephalothecaceae.